AUGGCGCUCCGCGGGACCCUCCGGCCGCUCAAAGUUCGCAGGAGGCGAGAGAUGCUGCCGCAGCAAGUUGGCUUCGUGUGCGCGGUGCUGGCCCUGGUGUGCUGUGCGUCCGGCCUCUUCGGCAGCUUGGGGCACAAAACAGCUUCUGCUAGCAAACGUGUCCUGCCAGACACGUGGAGAAAUAGAAAGUUGAUGGCCCCAGUGAAUGGGACACAGACAGCCAAGAACUGCACAGAUCCUGCGAUUCACAAGUUCCCCACAGAUCUGUUCUCCAAUAAGGAGCGACAGCACAGAGCCGUCCUGCUGCACAUCCUUGGUGCUCUGUAUAUGUUCUAUGCCUUGGCCAUAGUGUGCGAUGACUUCUUUGUUCCGUCUCUAGAGAAGAUCUGUGAGAGACUCCAUCUGAGCAAAGAUGUGGCUGGAGCCACCUUCAUGGCUGCAGGAAGCUCAACGCCAGAGCUGUUUGCGUCUGUUAUUGGGGUGUUCAUCACCCACGGGGACGUCGGGGUGGGCACCAUCGUGGGCUCCACUGUGUUCAACAUCCUGUGCAUAAUUGGAGUGUGCGGACUGUUUGCUGGCCAGGUGGUCCGUCUGACGUGGUGGGCCGUGUGCUGAGACUCUGUGUACUACACUAUCUCUGUCAUCGUGCUCAUCGUGUUCAUAUAUGAUGAACAAAUUGUGUGGUGGGAAGGCCUGGUGCUCAUCAUCUUGUAUGUGUUUUAUAUUCUGAUCAUGAAGUACAAUGUGAAGAUGCAAGCCUUUUUCACAGUCAAACAAAAGAGCAUUGCAAACGGCAACCCAGUCAACAGUGAGCUGGAGGCUGGUAAUGAUUUCUAUGACGGUAGCUUUGAUGACCCUUCCGUGCCAUUGCUGGGGCAAGUGAAGGAGAAGCCACAGUAUGGCAAGAACCCCGUGGUGAUGGUGGACGAGAUCAUGAGCUCCAGCCCUCCCAAGUUCACCUUCCCUGAAGCAGGCUUACGAAUCAUGAUCACCAAUAAGUUUGGACCCAGGACCCGACUACGGAUGGCCAGCAGGAUCAUCAUUAAUGAGCAGCAGAGACUGAUCAACUCGGCCAAUGGUGUGAGCAGCAAGCCGCUUCAAAACGGGAGGCACGAGAACAUUGAGAACGGGAAUGUUCCUGUGGAAAACCCCGAAGACCCUCAGCAGAAUCAGGAGCAGCAGCCGCCGCCACAGCCACCACCGCCGGAGCCAGAGCCGGCGGAGGCUGACUUCCUGUCCCCCUUCUCCAUGCCGGAGGCCAGAGGGGACAAGGUCAAGUGGGUGUUCACCUGGCCCCUCAUCUUCCUCCUGUGUGUCACCAUUCCCAACUGCAGCAAGCCCCGCUGGGAGAAGUUCUUCAUGGUCACCUUCAUCACCGCCACGCUGUGGAUCGCUGUGUUCUCCUACAUCAUGGUGUGGCUGGUGACUAUUAUCGGAUACACACUUGGGAUCCCAGAUGUCAUCAUGGGCAUUACUUUCCUGGCAGGAGGGACAAGUGUUCCAGACUUCAUGGCCAGCUUAAUUGUGGCGAGACAAGGUAUGGAUUAUGCCCCAGCCCUCAUAGUCAUGCAGUGCAGGUCACUGUGUCCUCGUCCCUGCCUGGCUUACAGUUGACCAAGUUGUGGCUCUUAUGACUGGCAGUUGUCAAGUCCUGCUAUGGAGAAAAAAUGCGACAUCUAGAAAGCAUCAUUUAUUAGAUUCCAUCCACAGAGAGAAUGCUACCAAGAUGAACUCCUCCAGACCUCUAUC
This is a messenger RNA of Pan troglodytes (chimpanzee), 1749 nucleotides long. RefSeq names its product sodium/potassium/calcium exchanger 4. Gene Ontology annotation, molecular function: calcium, potassium:sodium antiporter activity; calcium channel activity. Gene Ontology annotation, cellular component: plasma membrane. Gene Ontology annotation, biological process: sensory perception of smell; calcium ion transmembrane transport; intracellular calcium ion homeostasis. The transcript is spliced from 14 exons. NCBI's taxonomy places the organism in Eukaryota, Metazoa, Chordata, Mammalia, Primates, Hominidae. The record is from RefSeq and is a predicted model, not a curated record.